Molecule: messenger RNA, 921 nt
Organism: Passer domesticus (house sparrow)
Lineage: Eukaryota; Metazoa; Chordata; Aves; Passeriformes; Passeridae
Product: zinc finger protein 239-like
Exons: 1
Coding region: 1-921 (306 amino acids)
Biological process (GO): regulation of transcription by RNA polymerase II
Molecular function (GO): RNA polymerase II cis-regulatory region sequence-specific DNA binding; DNA-binding transcription factor activity, RNA polymerase II-specific
Source: RefSeq, a predicted model, not a curated record
AUGGAGAGCAGGGAGGACAAAUCCCCGCGGCAGAACCUCAUGGCAGAGGCCGUUUUGAGCGGCUCCAUGGCGCAGGAACCCAAUGGGGAGGAAAAGCCCUGGAGAUGCUGCACGAGGAGGGGCUGCAAACGCAGAUGGCGGGGAUCUGAGGGGGAAAGAGCCAGCCUGGGCCGGCAAGGCGGCCGAAGAUGGAGCCAGAGCUCGGAGCUGGUGGUCCAUGAGGAGUUUCCUGAUGGGGAGAAGCCCCACAAGUGCGAGGAGUGUGGGAGGAGCUUCAGGUGCAUCUCCCACCUGAUCGUGCACCGGAGGAGCCACACUGAGGAGAGGCCCUACGAGUGUGAUCAGUGCAGGAAGAGGUUUCAGACCAGCUCUAAUCUCCUCGUGCACCAGCGCACGCACACAGAGGAGAGGCCCUUCCGCUGCCCCGACUGUGGGCAGGGCUUCAGGCGCAACUCCACCCUCAUCAGGCACCGGCUCAUCCACACUGGGGAGAGGCCCCAGGAGUGUGAGGAAUGUGGGAAAAGCUUCAGGCAGAGCUCCCACCUGAUCAGCCACCGGAGGACCCACCCUGGGGAAUGGCCCUAUGAGUGUGGGGAGUGUGGGAAAAGCUUCAGCCAGCAUUCCAGCCUGAUUGUCCACCAAAAGAUCCACUCUGGGGAGAGGCCCUAUGAGUGUUCCAAGUGUGGGAAGGGGUUUCGGAUCCGCUUCCAUCUUUUCCGGCACUAUCAGAGUCACACAGAGGAGAGGCCCUUCUGCUGCCCCGACUGCGGGAAGGGAUUCAGGCACAACUCCCACCUUGUCAGGCACCGGCGCAUCCACACUGGGGAGAGGCCCUACGAGUGUCCCCAGUGUGGGAAGAGCUUCUCCUGCAGCUCUCACUUGACCCAACACCAACGGAGGCGAGUUCCCCGAGUGUGGUAA